CAUUACAUUAUCUUUAUCUGUCUGUUAACUCAGCACUUAAAUUAGUGAUAUUUUUUUAAUACAUUAACGUGUUUUCUUCCCUAAUAAAUGUUUCGAGAUCUAUCCGUCACUCUCCAGAGGUUUGUUAACUCACUCAUCUCCAAGCAAAGAAGCUCACCGACGAUUCCAAUCCAAUCCCUCGAUCUGGAAAUAUCCUUAACUGACUGGUGUAGGUGAAAGUGUAAUCGGUAGCAAAUGGCAGUGGCCUUACGUGGAGGCCGUGACGGACUUCGGAGCUUCUUCACGUACCGGAUCUUCAUCUCCGCCUUGUUCUCAUUCCUCUUCCUCGCCACCUUCUCCGUCUUCCUCAACUCCUCUCACCACCACCACCCUCCUCAGGAUCACACAUUGACGAGUAGUGUAGGGAGGACGUUUCUGGCUUUACAAUCGGAUCCGUUGAAAACUAGGUUAGAUCUCAUACACAAGCAAGCCACUGAUCAUCUCACGCUCGUGAACGCCUACGCCGCUUACGCUAGGAAGCUCAAGCUCGACGCCUCGAAGCAGCUGAAGCUCUUUGAAGAUCUGGCGAUCAACUUCUCCGAUCUUCAGUCCAAACCUGGUUUGAAACCUGAAAACAACGGCAACGCUCUCGAGGAGGAUGCGUUCAGGGUGCUUGAGAAAGACGUGAAAGAUAAGGUGAAGACGGCGAGGAUGAUGAUCGUUGAGUCCAAAGAGAGUUACGACACGCAGCUCAAGAUCCAGAAGCUGAAGGAUACGAUCUUCGCUGUUCAGGAACAGUUGGCCAAGGCGAAGAAGAACGGCGCCGUUGCGAGCUUGAUCUCGGCUAAGUCGGUCCCCAAGAGUCUUAACUGUUUGGCUAUGAGGCUUGUUGGGGAGAGGAUCAAUAAUCCUGACAAGUAUAAGGACGCUCCGUUUGAUUCGGCUGUUGAGGAUCCGAGUCUUUAUCACUACGCGGUUUUCUCUGAUAAUGUGAUUGCUGUGUCUGUUGUGGUGAGAUCGGUUGUGAUGAACGCGGAGGAGCCGUGGAAGCAUGUUUUUCAUGUGGUGACUGAUCGGAUGAAUCUUGCAGCCAUGAAGGUGUGGUUUAAGAUGCGUCCUUUGGACCGUGGUGCUCAUAUUGAGAUUAAAUCUGUGGAGGAGUUCAAGUUCUUGAACUCUUCUUAUGCGCCGGUCUUGAAGCAGCUGGAGUCUGCCAAGUUGCACAAGUUCUACUUUGAGAACCAGGCGGAGAACGCGACUAACAUCAAGUUCAAGAACCCCAAGUAUCUCUCCAUGCUGAACCAUCUCAGGUUUUACUUGCCUGAGAUGUACCCGAAGCUGAACAAGAUCUUGUUCUUGGACGAUGAUGUUGUGGUGCAGAAAGACGUGACUGGUUUAUGGAAGAUUAACUUGGAUGGAAAGGUGAAUGGAGCUGUUGAGACGUGCUUUGGCUCUUUUCAUCGGUAUGGUCAGUACCUGAAUUUCACUCAUCCUCUGAUCAAAGAGAGGUUUAACCCCAGUGCUUGUGCUUGGGCCUUUGGGAUGAAUAUAUUUGAUCUCAACGCUUGGAGACGCGAGAAAUGCACCGAUCAAUACCAUUACUGGCAGAACUUGAAUGAAGACAGAAGUCUCUGGGAAUUGGGCACUCUGCCUCCGGGACUGAUGACAUUCUAUUCAAAGACGAAAUCACUGGACAAGUCCUGGCAUGUGCUUGGGUUAGGCUACAACCCGGGAGUGAGCAUGGAUGAGAUCAAGAAGGCAGCAGUGAUCCAUUACAAUGGGAACAUGAAACCAUGGCUAGACAUUGCUAUGAACCAAUACAAGUCUCUCUGGACUAAAUACGUGGAUAACGAAAUGGAGUUUGUGCAGAUGUGCAAUUUUGGUCUCUAGAGAGAGAUACAGAGAUGGACAGAAAAAACAAACCCGAAGAACUGAAAAAUAUUGAUAAGAGGUAACCUCGAAUCGAUAUGUUUCAGACAUUCAGAGCAUUCUUUAACUGAUACGUUUAUCUUCUAUAUAUAGGGGUUACAAAGUAUUUUACUUGUUCUUUCUGUUAUAGUUCUGUUCUUAUUUUUGUUAUUGUAACACUUCACACUUCACAGCAAAAGCUUCCUCCAAAACUAUUACGUCUCUCUUUGUUGUGUCUUUCAUAUUUUGUCUGCCUAAGAUUAAGAAAACUCAUGUUCCAUAGUUUUAAAAUGUUCCCUCAUAAUUAUUCACUUAUUAGGGGUAUUGACUUGUGUGUAUAAACUCAGAUUUGAAGGCUGAGUGAUUUGAAAGCAUUUGUUUGGUGGUGAA
Molecule: messenger RNA, 2277 nt
Organism: Raphanus sativus (radish)
Lineage: Eukaryota; Viridiplantae; Streptophyta; Magnoliopsida; Brassicales; Brassicaceae
Product: probable galacturonosyltransferase 9
Exons: 3
Coding region: 235-1869 (544 amino acids)
Molecular function (GO): polygalacturonate 4-alpha-galacturonosyltransferase activity
Source: RefSeq, a predicted model, not a curated record